AUGGAUAAGGCACCUAUUGAGGCAUAUAUAAGGAUAAAACCUGGAGGAAGAGAGCUAAGAUACACCAAAACAUCUGUGGUUGCUGAUAGGGAAGGCGGGGAUGCGGUUGAGUAUGAGUUUGAUGGGGUUAUUGGGCCUGAGGCCACACAGUUGCAGGUGUUUGAGACGUUCAGGUCUGUUGUUCCUAGGCUUAUGGAGGGAUAUAACCAAACAAUAUUUUGCUAUGGCAGCACUGGGGCAGGAAAGACGCACACAAUGGUUGGCAAUAAGGAGUGUCGUGGAUUAAUGUUUAAUUUGGCGCAGGAGAUUCUGGAGCACGGCUUUUUUUUUGCCUCUUACAUGGAAAUAUACAAUGAAAAGAUAUAUGAUUUGCUAGAGCCAAAGGAGCUAGUUUUGAGGGAGUGCAAUAAGCUCAUAGUUGUGCCCAAUCUUUUUCUCAAAAGAAUUGAAAGCAUGAGUGAGUUUGAGAGUGUUCUGAAGCAAGGGAUAAAAAACAGGACAACUGCAGAGACGAAAUUGAAUAAGAGCAGCAGUAGAAGUCAUGGGAUAUUAAGGAUAUGUGUUGGGGAUAGCAAGCUGAAUCUUAUUGACCUUGCAGGAUCUGAAAACAAUAGAAAGACAGGCAAUGAGGGAAUCAGACUUACCGAAUCGAACAGCAUCAAUAGAAGUCUUUUUGUUCUUGGAAAUGUAGUGAAUGCCAUUCUGAAAAAGGAAAGCAGAGUGCCCUAUAGAGACAGCAAGCUUACAAGACUAUUACAGGAUUCUCUUGGAGGAAGAAGCCUAUGCUACAUCAUUGCAAAUGUGAUUGACGAUCAGUUGAAUAUAAGCGAUUCUAUCAAUACGCUGUGCUUUGCAUCGAAGUCAAGGAAAAUUGUUAACGGUGGAAUUGUUUGCAACAAUGGAGCGCACGAAGAUAAUUUUGCCGAUGUAGUGGGCAGAGAGAAUUGCUUAAGAAAGCCGCUGUCUGUAAAGACAAAUACAAGGUUUAACAUGAGCAGAGUCGAUGGAUGCAAGAAGAAUGGAGGAAUGGCAAGCGAAUGCAAGGCUGUGCAUCCAAAAAAAUGCAUAUUAUUGGAUGCUGGCAAGGAGAAGAUUAUGACGGCUGAAAAAGCUCUAUUUUCUUUGAAAAAGCAAGAUUACAGUGGCAAUAUAACCGUAAUCGAAGAUAAGGUCCGUAAUGUUAGAUGCUCUAGCAAAAGAACAAGGGGAAACGACAGCGGAUCGUUGAUUUUAAGGUCGUUUAUUGAUAAGCCAGGGAUUCUAUUGUCGCCAAGAACAAAGGAAAAGAGCUACAAGGCGUUUUUGAAAAGAGCGAGCGAUUUUGAAUCUGCACAUAAGUAUAGAUUGGCUUUGGAAGACUACAGAACAAUACAGAAGUUUAGCGACAAUGAGUUUGUUAGGCAAAAAAUAGAAAGCAUUGGCACAUUGUUUAAGAAGCCUAAGAGAAAGAUUGAAUUGACGAAAGAAGAUGUAUUAGCGAUUCUCAACAAAGGAAAUUUCUUUGAUAUAAAGAAGUUGCCGAAGGUCGGAGACAAACGAGCGCAAGCUAUCGUUGAUUUUGUGAACGAAGGAAAUCUCUUUGAGACAGUUGCUGAUCUAAAGCUUUUGUUUAGUACAAAGGUUGUUGAUUCUAUUCUGCUUUCUAUAUCAAACAGAUGA
Ordospora pajunii is the source of this 1659-nucleotide messenger RNA. RefSeq names its product kinesin. Gene Ontology annotation, cellular component: kinesin complex; microtubule. The transcript has a single exon. The record is from RefSeq and is a predicted model, not a curated record. Lineage: Eukaryota; Fungi; Microsporidia; Ordosporidae. Gene Ontology annotation, biological process: microtubule-based movement. Bases 1 to 1659 code for a protein of 552 amino acids. Gene Ontology annotation, molecular function: ATP binding; plus-end-directed microtubule motor activity; microtubule binding.